AUGGCUGCUUCGGCGGCAACAGCGAGUUCCACCCCCGGUCUGUGCCCAAGUUACGCCGUAAUAUGCUCUUUCCUAGAACGAUAUGGAGCAUUGCUGGAUUUGCCGGAGCUCACCUUCCCACAGCUGGAGCGAUAUCUUCAGGACACGUCCUCAGGCCAGGUUCCAAAGCUCUUGGUGGACCUUCAUGUGAAGUUGAUGAGGAAGAUUGGAAAAUCCGUGUCAGCAGAUAGAUGGGAGAAGCAUCUUGUCAAGAUAUGCCAAGAGUUCAAUACUACAUGGGCAUGGGAGCUGGAAAAAAAUGGAUACAAGGAGAUGACAGUGGAGUGCAAGACUGGAAUUCUUAAAUAUUUGUGUGAAUGUCAGUUUGAUGAAAAUGUCAAGUUCAAAACUGCCAUCAAUGAGGAGGAUCCAGAUAAGAUGCGGCUGCAGCCAAUUGGCAGAGACAAAGAUGGACAGAUGUACUGGUUUCAAUUGGACCAAGACAACAAUGUGCGGGUCUAUGUAGAGGAACAGGAUGACUUGGAUGGCUCAACUUGGAAGUGCAUUGUCAGAGACAGAAAUGACCUGGCUGAGAUUCUAGCACUGCUGAAGACUCAAAUUGAUCCAGCACUGUUGGCUAAGAAAGAAGAACAGGAGGCCAGCUGCAAACCUGAGGAUGAAGAGAAUACAAAAGAGGAAGCUGGAGUUAAAAAAACUGAAGUUACGACAGAUGAAGAAGAUAAAGCCUUCAAAGAUGUCACUUGCUCUGUCUCACAAAAAACAGAGACUAAGGAAACGCCACCCCAGAAAGAUAUCAAGUCAGAUGUUAUUGAGGCCAAAUCAUCACUGAAUGGCAUCAACGAUAGUAAAGUUGAACCCGACCCUUCCAGCCAAUCAGAUAAGACUGUUGUGGGUGACACUGUUAUUACAAAUACCCAUACCAUCAAAGAGGAGCCAAUGGAGGCAACAGAAAUUAAAACAAGCCCAGCAGCAAGUGAACCAGAGGUCAUAUCUGAGAAAUCAUGUGUUCUCAAGGGAGAACAAGACGAGGUCAAGAGAAAAACUGCAGAGGAGCUGCAGCGGUCACUGAAGAAUGACCAGCAGGCCAAAAUUCCCUUGAAGAAAAGAGGGAUGAAACUUAGUGAGGACUUUGGAAAAACUAGUGGGGGCAGCAUUAUAGUGCAAAAUCCAUCUGUUUCCCAGGUCAAAGAACCUCCUAAAGCUGAGAAAACGUCUGAAGAGACAAAGAAAGGGCAAACUUUGGCUGAUCACAUUAACGGUGAUGCCCAGAACACAUCAGAAGGUUUCUGUGAGUCACAUAAAGCGACUGAGAUACAGAAGAACACUUUUGAUGGAAACAAGCAGCCUGCUAAAGUAAUUUUAGGUGAACGCAAAAAUGCAGAUGCCAGCGAAAAGAAGGAGUCAUCCAUGGAAGAGGAUGGAAAUAAAGGGGAAGAAAACAAAGUCAGCAAUACAGAGAAAUCAAUAGAUGUGGCCAUGUCUUGUCAAGAGGGCUUGGGGGGAAACGUUGAUGUGAAAGAAAAACAAAGCACUAUGGCUCCAGAGAGGAAUGAAAUUGCUCUCAAAUGUCCGAAGUCUCCCUCAGUUGAAAUAACAAAGCCACCGUCUUUUUCUCAAGAUAGAAAUAAUAUGCUUGUGGAGUCAUCUAAUCACAAACAGCAUGAAAAAACAAACAAAUGUAAGGCAGUUGACAUGAAAGUGACCCAUACAGAGGACACAGUGUCCUCAUCAGAAGAGACAAAUAAAUUAACUGAUGAGUCAAAGAGCAUAGGUUUAAAUCAUGAAAUCAUUUCUGACAGUUCUGAAAAAUCUGCCUCCAAAGCCAUGACUACAUCAGAUACAGAGAGGACUGAAAAAGCAAAUUUGAAAAAAGUUAUAGAAAACGUAACUGACAUUAGACCCUUUGAAACCGACAGUAAAAAAGAAAAGGAGACAUCUGAGCCACUAAAUGAGAAAAUGGACAGCAAUACACUCAAAGAGUUGCCAGGAGUCAUUACAAAACCUAAGACCCUGCCUGCUGAUGGAGCAGAUGCAGAAAAAGAUGCUAAAGACAUUCUAUCACCAUCUGUCAUUCGAAAGACAGAUAUACUAAAGCACAGCAAUGAUAGAGAGAGCCGAGUCAACCCUGAAGAGACACAAAACUCUUCAGUCAUUAAAAAGGUAGAUAAACCAUUUUUCAAUGAGCGUUCAGAAAAAACUCAUGACACUAAAGAGAAAGUGGAAUCCUCUGUUGUUAACAAGUUAGAAAAACAAAUUUCUCACAAAGAUACCCAUAAAUGUGACAGCCUCAAAAACACAGAGAUUUCUCCCUCUACAGAUGAGAAAGCUGUUUUGACAGAAGUAAAUGCCAAGACUAAAGAGGAGGAGGAGACAUCAAAUAGGGAAUACCUGGGAAAAACUGUCAACUCUCAAGAAGGAAAGUUAAAUGUUUCUGAGACAAGUCACUGUUCAUCUAAGUCUACGGAUGUUGAGAUGGGUGCCAUUAAAGAGGAUCUGACCAAGUCACGAGAGGACGACCAAGUUGAAAUAAAAACAACUUCAUUUGUGGAGACAGUGGAGGCAUCUGACACGAACUGUAAAGUGCCCUGCUCUGUCGGAAAGAAAAAUGUCUCGGAGGAAGCAUCUGACCAAACUGAGAAAGCACAAGUGGAACAGGAACAAGCGUCUAAAGAACAGCCAGAUACUAAGCAAGAAAGCUCACCCUCUCCCCGUGCAUACCAGGAAAAGGAUGCAAGUGAUGCAAAUGAAAAGGAUGCAUGCAGGAAUGAAAGCAAGAAACGGUCGUGUCAAAAAACAGAAAAGACUGGCAACUCCACAACAGAAGAAAGUUCAAAACUGGAUGAUGUAAAGGGGGAUAAUCAGAGAGAUGAAGAUGGCAAAACAUUAAAGAAGGAAACAGAGAACCCAGACCCUCUGCUUGAGAGUGAGCAACCAGACAGUGAAGCAUCUAUGGUCAAGGAGAGCAAAGAUGAGGAGGGCUGUUCUGUAACAAAAGAGAAGGAUGCAGAUGAUGGAGACGACCCAUCUGGGAGUCGGGAGGGAGCGUGUUUGAAUAUAAAGGCCCAGACGCACCGAAGAAAGAAUGAACUCCAGAGAGAGGAUAGGCAAGGGGAUUCAGAGUCUGACACAAAUGCUGGAAGAUCUCUCAGAAGGUCACCAAGGAUCUCUAGACCCACUCCAAAGGCCGUGGAGAUUCAGGACAGAAAGCUCGAGAAGUUGCAGGCUUCAGCACCUGCCGAGAAGCGCGAGGAUGACAAGAAAGAAGAGGAGUCAGAGGAAGAGGUGAAAACUGUUCAAAAGAAACCAAGAGAAAAAAAGGUUGAUCAGGAGGCCCAGUCUAAAUCUAAGGUGAGAAAGCGGCGGAAGAUGAGGUGGUCCAAUACUCGAACUCGGCGUAGAAAGAAAGGCUCCGAAGAUGAUGACGACAACAGUGAGGAGGAUUCCAGUGAAGAGGAAGAGAGUGAGGAAGAAGACGAUAGUGAUGAGGACUACAAAGUUGAAAGAAGCAGGAAGAGAAGGAAUCAUAACAGGGAAAGACGCAGCUCUGAUUCUUCCACUUCCUCUGACGACGACCUACCUCCAAACGAUGACCCCUGCAAACAUUGUGGCCUCCCCAAUCACCCUGAGCUGAUUUUACUGUGUGAUUCAUGUGACAGUGGUUACCACACAGCCUGCCUGAGACCUCCUCUCAUGAUCAUCCCUGAUGGAGAAUGGUUCUGUCCACCCUGUCAACAUAAACAGCUCUGUGACAAACUGGAAGAGCAGCUUCAGAACCUUGACACUGCAUUGAAAAAGAGAGAACGUGCUGAGAGAAGGAAAGAACGGCUUGUCUAUGUUGGAAUCAGUGUCGAAAACAUCAUCACACCUUCUGUGAAGGAGGAUGAAAAGGAGGCGCCCAUAAUAAAAGAAAAGAAAGAAGUGAAGCGAAGCAAGAGCUGGGGUCGAAGAUCCACAAGGGCUAAGAAGACCAUCAGCUACAGAUUUGAUGAGUUUGAUGAGGCCAUUGAAGAGGCUAUUGAAGAAGACAUCAAAGAAGCUGAGGGUGGAGGUGCUGGUCGGGGUAAAGACAUGGCCAACAUUACAGGUCACAGAGGAAAGGACAUUUCUGCCAUUCUUCAAGGGGAGGAGGGCAAAGAGAAUGGCCGCCCGCCACGAUCCUCCAGUGGUCAACGCAGGAAAAAGCGCAGGCGUCUCAACGACCUCGACAGUGACAGUACUGUAGAUGAGGAGGAGAGCGAGGAGGAAUUUCGACUCACUGACAGCUCGGAGGAGGACUUUGUGGCAUCUGACAAUGAGGCAGAGAGUGGAUCAGAGGCAAACUCUAAUGACAGUGAUUUUGGGAGCACUGGCAGCGGUGCAAAACGCACCACCUCGCGCUCCAGGAGACGGCCCAAACGUAGAAGAAGUUCUCGACAGCGCCGCAGACCUAGGGGGUACUCAGACGAUGAAGAGGAAGAAACUGAUGAGGAAGAUGAAGAGGACGAAAUGGUGACGGAAGGUUCUAGCGAGUUUAGCGACAGUGACCUGGAUAUGAGUAGACGGCGGUCUCGCAGAAGUCAAAAGAAGCAGGUGAAUUACUGUGAGACAUCAGAGUCUGAGGGCUCCAGGGCCGGCACCAACCGUGACAAGCGCAAAUCCAUACACUGCCUGGCCAGCUCAGAUAGCGACGCGAGUUUCUCUAGAGACUCUGAGGAAGAGACAAGGGAACGGAAGGUGAAGAGGAGAGCAGACUCCUCUGAAGAAGAUUCCCGGCAGCGGUGUAGACUGCUCUCGCUGAAACGGCGAAGAGCCUCUGAAGAGGAUGACGAUGACGAUUCUGAUGAAUCUGAGGAAGAGGACCGUCCCAUCCGCAAGCGUGUGAACCGCAUCGACUCGGAUGACGAUGAUGAGGAGGAGGAAGAGAAGGACAAGAAAAGUGCAGCUGAAAAGGCUGACGAGGAAGGUGGAGCACUUACUAAGGGUACAAGCCCUUUGGACUAUAGUCUGGUGGAGCUUCCUCCCACCAAUGGACAGAGCCCCAUGAAAAGCCUAGAGGGCUUCAUGAAUCGACCCAGCGCAGGUGCAUCAGGCCUCAUAACUCACCUUGAACCCAAAAACAUCAGUGCCACACCGGUAGCUCCCAUAGCACCCAAUGGCCUGGUCUCCCAAGAAAUGCCAUCACAGGACGAUGAUGAGGAUGAUCUGUUAGGAGUCACAGACCUAGUGGACUAUGUCUGCAAUAAUGAACAAUUGUAAAAGAAAAGUUUAACUCUUUUUUUGUGGUAUUGUAUUUUUAUAUUGCAUAACUUUAUUAUUCCCCCACCAACACUCCUGUCCUCCUUAUUUGUGUCAUCUGGAGCCUUGUUCUCAACCAUUUCAUCAACAGUUUGCCUCCACCAGUCUAUUUCUCCCUGCAAAGUCCAGUGAACUAGGGCUCUAAUAAUCAAGUCCCAUUUGUCUCACUCAACCUAGUGCUGUGUUUUCUUACCAGUAGUCUUACAUUGCAAUCCAAUAAUGAUUUGAUAAAUUCUCCCAGCUCACCGAGCUCCGCCAUCAAAAAGCUCACCAUUCUACCAAUAAGAGCCAGUCAUCUCUACUGUCCUGUUGACUUUUUUUUUUUAUCCCCAGUUGUAUCCGGCCAAUUACCCCACUGUUCCGAGCCGUCUCAGUCACUGCUGCUGAGGCAAAUUUGUAAUAUAGGGCUAUACAAAUAAAAUUGACUUGACUUGACUGCGC
Lampris incognitus (smalleye Pacific opah) is the source of this 5715-nucleotide messenger RNA. It is a transcript of the gene rsf1b.1, whose product is annotated as remodeling and spacing factor 1b, tandem duplicate 1. Gene Ontology annotation, biological process: regulation of DNA-templated transcription. The coding region runs from base 1 to 5235 and encodes 1744 amino acids. The transcript is spliced from 17 exons. Gene Ontology annotation, cellular component: RSF complex. The record is from RefSeq and is a predicted model, not a curated record. Lineage: Eukaryota; Metazoa; Chordata; Actinopteri; Lampriformes; Lampridae.